GCGAGAGCCUCCUCAGAGAGCGUCGCUCGAUCAGCCUGGAGACGCUCUGGCCUCCAUUGACGUUGUCGUUCGCUUAUGGUGGGCAGGUCUAGUGAAGGUUGAAAUAGGUGUCUGCAACCAAAAUGGCGGAUGAGGGAAGUGAGUUAGCGAAGGAGAAGGUAAUCCAUUAGGGGUCGGUUGAAGUACAAUGAUUCGCAUCACUUCACCUGAUUUAGAUUGUGCACAGUCAGGGCAAGCUGCGGUACGGUUUGUGCAAGUUCUACAUCCGAAUGUUCUAAUCUGUUAUUGUAUAAAGUGUGUGCUUUGUGACUGUGCUGAAUGGCACACAGGCAGGCAGUGAAUAAUGCCCAGAGUGAUAGAAUGCCCAUCAUAUGUUCAAUCAGACUGCACCAUAAAUAAAACAUUGCAUACAGUAUAUGUCACCUGUGUGUUAAAGGGACAUUCCAAGAACCAUAACCAAUACAGCCCUCUAUAGUGCUGCUCUACCACUGUAAUUUCAUUUUUAAAUACAGUUGCACAGCUCACUGGCUGCCAGCUGUGACAUCUUAAUUCUCCUUGAAGGAGAAUCCGAUUAGCUCCUCUGAGCUAGAUAGGUCUGUGCAGGAUUGCACUCAUUGGAUGAGAGCGUCAUGGAUCGGUCAUGCUUUAUGCCAUAUGAAGGCAUCUGGCUUCUUCUGCAGGAGGGAAAUCCUGGCACCAUAACAACUACCGCCCUUCUCCGGUCCACUCAGAGCCAGAGAUAAGCCCUGCACCACCACACUCACUUGCUCAAAGGAGAUGGUGCAUUGGAUCUCUAUCCAAUGCACAAUUCCCCCCCCCUCCCUUUCCCCUUUCCCAGCUCAGAGUGCAAAUGGUCCAAUCAAAGGCUUCUUUCUCUAUGAGAACUGUUUGGAUCUCUACAGAGCUCCCAUGAAUUCUUCGCAGCACUGGGAGAAUUUAUUCAUCCAUGAAAUAAUGUUAAAGGGACACUGUAGGCACCCAGACCACUUCAGCUCAUUGAAGUGGUCUGGGUGCUGUGUCCCUUUUGAACUUUGUUGACAUUGCAGCUCUAAGUCUACCAGACAGCCACUAGAAGGCUUCCUGAAUCGAAACAGACCUUUAGUCCAGUAUCUGACGCUGGACGUCCUCACGCUCUGCAUCAGGACCUUCAGCGUCAUUUUUCCCAAUUGGAAAGCAUUGAUUAAUGCUUUUCUUUGGGGAAAAUCCUAACGUGAGUGCGGCCAUUGCCGCACAUGCGGAUUAGGUCUCCCCUGCCACCUUUGGCAGUGGAGGAGCAUGGGUGGAGCCUGACCCAGUCCCGAGGGACAUUGGUGCAGGCUUCAGGUAAGGGAGCAGAGGCACGAGGGAAUGGCUUUGUUUUCCUGGCACUAUAGAUUCCCUUUAAGUCUGGAUCAAGCAUACUAGCAUAUCUUUGAAAUUCCCAUGCGGAAUAAAAAUUGCACUCAGCUGAUGCAUUGAUUGUAAGAGUUUAUCGGCAUUGUCAUCCAAAUAUGGCUGAAAUCAAUGCUGCUAAUGCUGAAAUAGAGAUUUCACUUUUGCAAUAUCAGCACCUGGAGGCUGGGUCCCAGGUGCUUUGAGCUUUGGUUAAACUGGAAAUGUUUUGAUCCAGAAACAGGGAGAGGCAUCUGCUGCCUAAUGGAAUCAUAACUAUUACACUGUAUUGUACCUGGUGCUUAGACAACCCUUUUUAGAGGGCAUAGGCUUUAUUUUCCUAUAUAAACUGAAAAACAUUAAGAUAUUUAUCAAUUAUGAAGAUUAAACAUAAGGAUUGCAGUAGGUAGGGGUCUUUUAGAGACUACUAAACAAUAAAUUGUAUUGUAAAUUAAAAUCCAAAUGGCUAAAUGUAGGCAAAAAUAGCUGGUCUGAAAUUAUCUUUCAAUUUAACUAUAAUCACAGUUUCACUAUUUUAGUUUCCAUUUUUGCAAGGAAUUGAUUUGCUACAAAUCAGAGUUUAGUGAAUAGCCCUGCUAUUCUUCCUCCAUUUAAUAACAAGUCCUAAUCUUUUCUUCCUAGUCCUUUAAAUUAUUGGGAAUUCUUGAUGUUCGAAACACACCAUGUGUCCGAGAAUCCAUACUUUUUGGAUCUGUUGGCUCUUUGGUUAUCGGAGUUGGACACUUUCUGGCAACAAGUAAGUGACAUACCUGUGAAACUAAUUUUACCCCCUCCAGUACUAAAAUAAAUUUUAAAUUGUCCUUGAAAUAUUGAGAGUUAAAAUAUGCAAUGAUACCUCCGUUCUCCCAAUACCAUCGCCAAUUUUUUUUUUUUUUUUUACAAAUCCCCUUCCUUCGCCGGCUCAGAGCCCUCGCAUGCACCUUGAGCCAGGAAAAAAUUGGUCCAAUUAAAAGUUCAAUAUGAGAUGUUUUCGAUGUGACAUCAGACGGGGGGUGCGCCGGGAGCGUUUUUUGGAUUAAUGUAAGUGCCCUUUGAACAUUUUUCUCAGGGGAACUGAGCGAUCACAUGGCCCCCGGGGGCUUCUUUUGCCAGGGAGGGCUGGCUGGGCUGUCAGGCAGUCCUCCCGAAGCGGAGCGCCGGGAAGGUAAGUAUUUCUGAGGCUCCAGGGCUCAAAGCCGUUACGGCGUUCUAUGCCGACGCAACGGCUUUAAAGCCCUUUUAAUGCGGGACGGCAUAGAACGCCGUAACAGCGUUAAGGGGUUAAACACGAUUUGUGAAACUGUUUAACAUAUGUUUGUUUAUACAGUGAGGGGGAAAAGUAUUUGAUCCCCUGCUGAUUUUGAACGUUUGCCCACUGACAAAGAAAUGAUCAGUCUAUAAUUUUAAUGGUAGGUGUAUUUUAACAGUGAGAGACAGAAUAACAAAACAAAAAAAUCCAGAAAAGUGCAUGUCAAAGUUAUAAAUUGAUUUGCAUGUCAAUGAGUUAAAUAAGUAUUUGAUUAUCUAUCAAUCAGCAAGAUUUCUGGCUCCCAGAUGUCUUUUAUACAGGUAAUGAGCUGAGAUUAGGAGCACUCUCUUAAAGUGCUCGUUACCUGUAUAAAAUACACCUGUCCCCAGAAGCAAUCAAUCAGAUUCCAAACUCUGUCUAGCCAAGACCAAAGAGCUGUCCAAGGAUGUCAGGGACAAGACUGUAGACCUACACAAGGCUGGAAUGGGCUACAAGACCAUCGCCAAGGAGCUUAGUAAGAAGGUGACAACAGUUGGUGUGAUUAUUUGCAAAUGAAAGAAAAACAAAAUAACUGUUCGUCUCCCUCGGUCUGGUGCUCUAUGCAAGAUCUCACCUCGUGGAGUUUCAGUGAUCAUAAGAAUCAGCUCAGAACUACACUGGAGGAUCUUGUUAAGGAUCUCAAGGCAGCUGGGACCAUAGUCACCAAGAAAACAAUUGGUCAAACAUUAUGCCGUGAAGGCCUCAAAUCCUGCAGCGCCCGCAAGGUCCUCCUGCUCAAGAAAGCACAUGUACAGGCCCGUCUGAAGUUUGCCAAUGCACAUCUGAAUGAUUCAGAGGAGAACUGGGUGAAAGUGUUGUGGUCAGAUGAGACCAAAAUCAAGCUCUUUGGCCUCAACUUGCCGUGAUUGGAGGAAGAGGAAUGCUGCCUAUGACCCCAAGAACAACAUCCCCACCUUCAAACAAGGAGGUGGAAACAUUAUGCUUUUGGGGAUGUUUUUCUGCUAAGGGGACAGGACAACUGCACCACAUCAAAGGGAUGAUGGACAGGGCCAUGUACCAUCAAAUCUUGGGUGAGAACCUCCUUUCCUCAGCCAGGGUAUUGAAAAUGGGUCGUGGGUGGGUAUUCCAGCAUGACAAUGACCCAAAUCACACAGCCAAGGCAACAAAGGAGUGGCUCAAGAAGAAGCACAUAAAGCUCAUGGAGAUACUACCAUAUCCCUUCCUGUUCUUUUCAGGUUGUAUGCUCUAUAUAUUAUUUUGUGCUAUACCACCCUUCUUAUUAUACUUCCCCACGGUGUUUAUAUACUAUAUCUUGGUUUUUAACAAAGUCCUGGAGUGGCCUAGCCAGUCUCCAGACCUUAAUCCCAUAGAAAAUCUGUGGAGGGAGCUGAAAGUUUGAGUUGCCAAACGUCUGCCUCGAAACCUUAACGACUUGGAGAGGAUCUGCAAAGAGGAGUGGGACAGAAUCCCUCCUGAGAUGUGUGCAAACCUGGUGGCCAACUACAAGAAACCUUUGACCUCUGUGAUUGCCAACAAGGGUUUUGUCACCAAGUACUAAGUCGAAGGGGUCAAAUACUUAUUUCACUCAUUGACAUGCAAAUCAAUUUAUAACUUUUUUGACAUGCGUUUUUCUGGAUUUUUGUCUUGUAAUUCUGUCUCUCACAGAAUUUUCUGUUAAAAUACACCUGCCAUUAAAAAUAUACACAGAUUAUUACUUUGUCAGUGGGCAAACGUGCAAAAUCAGCAGGGGAUCACAUUAUGUUUUACCUCACUGUAUGUAUAUAUUUGUAAAGAAUGUUUGUACUUACUUUUAGUGAAAUCUUUUAGCUGGUCCUCUUUUGCUAAGCGCCCGGAGGUAGCUGCGCGCCGCCCAGUAGCUCCACCCAGUGUCAAGAAGUGUCCCUACUUUGUCUCAGUAUAUCUUUUGGCUGGAUUGGAAUUGUAGGGGGUGGGGCGGAACAGUGCCACUUUAAGUUUCCUUAUAUGCUAUCUUUGCAAUCAAGUUUAUUAGUUAAAAGUUAAUCUGUAUAAUGGUUCCAGGGUUUAAAAUGUCUUCUUACCCACUAGACACCUACAAGUGGCAUUUCAGCCCUGACAAAUGUGCCAUGGAUUCCCAGUGCAUGGUAGGAUCCUCAGUGAUGUUUUCAAUCAGCACCUUAUUAUUACAGGAUAUACUACUAAAAUUUCUGUCAAUCGAUAUUUGGGCAUCGCCUGUUUGGUAUAGAGUUUAGAAAUCUGCCCAUCCCAAACACACUGCAGAGAGUUCUUCAAAAGCUGCAGCAUACCACCUGACAGGCUGCCAGAUUUAUAACAGAAAAACUUAGGAGAAAGUUCCUCUGUCUUCCUCCUUAUAUACAUAGAUGUGCACAAAUGCACUUUCAAAAAACAAAAACAAAACGUAAAUGUUAGUCAUGGCCCUUGAACUUCACAGGCAACUAACUGCAAGACAUCCUUCAAUGCUUGCACCCACAUGCUUGAACUUGUAGAUGCAGUGCAGAUCAUUUGAGGGCACGUCAGUUGCAUCUACAUCUGUCUUGUACUUUCUUCAAGGAGACAUAAGACAAUAUAUUUGUAGGUCUAAGUAGAAGCUUAUUGGUGUUAAAUCAUUGUAAUCUUGGUUAGCACAGAGCACCUGGCUAUGUGGUGUUUUGCACUGUGUGAGGUUGGAGUCGACUUACACUGCGCAAUCUGCACAUGGGGAUUACAGACUUCAUUGUAUUUUAAAUGCACAUCAAGACUUCACAAUGCAGAGUCCUCCUUACUUGGGUAAAAGCUGCCUCUGACAAAGGAUCAAUUGCACUUGGUGUCAAAUAAAAAUAAAAAGAUAUGUUAAUAUGUGUAUGCAUUAAAACAAAGCAUGUUACUUAUUAGAGAGAAAAAAAUGAAAAUUUUCCUAUAAAAUGGAACUCCAUGGGAGAUGGUUUUUCAUGUAUAAUGGCAAUUCUUUUAUGUCUAGUUUUCAACAGUCAUGUGUUGCACCUUCUUACAUGAUUAUAGAGUAAGGUGGGAUUUGUAGCGAAUCGAAGAGGAGCAUUUUUUUUUUGUAAAUUCCGCUAUUUUGGUCAAAAUAUUUAAAUAGAAUUUAAGGCAACUCACAUGUUGGUGAAUAACUCUGUAUGACAUUAUCUUCAACAAAGAGAUGUCUGAAAUCUGUCAGCCAAUCCUGUCCUUACAUAACAAACUUUUGCAUCAGCAUUCUGCUCAUAUUAUGUUUAGACAGUAUUCACUGGCUGAGAUCUAUCAUCAGUUAGUAUAAUAAUGCGGAUCUCAAACGGGAAAAAGUACAUGCUCCCAACACAGCAAACUGAUAAAUAUUCAUAAUAGUUUGACAGGUAUCCACCAGGCGAUGACCGGGUACUCCUAGCACUAUAGUACAACAAUAGUGUUGCAGGGAGGACAUACUUAUUUCCCAUUCAUUAUUCACAAUAGGUGCAAACCUUGAUGGGGGAGGGAGAGGGGGGGUGUGGGAGAGUGAGAGAGAGAGUGAGUGUGUGUGUGUAUGUAUGUAUAUAUGUAUGUAUAUGUAUAUGUAUAUAUAUAUAUAUAUAUAUAUAUAUAAACACAUGCACCCCCCCAAUCCCUUGCACUCAUGCCACAAUUAUUGAUUAUAGACUCCUGGCACUAUAAACACUACAGAACUUUGUAGUGGUAACGAUGCUUAGCGUCCCUUCAACAAUAUAAAUGAGUGUUUACCUUGCCAUGGGCAUGCCAAAAAGCUUUGUUGACAUAGGGCUUUGAAUUUAUUUUAUUUUUUUUUAAAUAACUUUGAUACAAGCCGUUUUAAAAAAAUUUAUUUUUGAGUAAGUGGCUUCUUUUCGUUACAGGUAGAGUUAGACGUUCUUGUGACCUAGCUGUUGGAGGAUUUAUUCUCACUACACUUAGCUCUUGGUAAGUGGUGGCAGUGGUGUAUUUAUAAAAAAAAAAAUAGAAAAUUAGGGAUGCAUGAAUAACAUGAAAAAGGAAGAACAUGUUUUAUUCAAACACAAAAAUGGAGAUGUCACAAUGUUUAAGCCAUAACUCAUUUUAUUACAAAAGUGUAAUGAUAUCAACAUGCUUGUACUUCUCCAAUGCAGCUUCCAUAUGCAAAUAACGCACCAACAGGUUAUACAGUGUGAAUAUCCACAAACUGUUACUACACAUGUGAAAAUACUGAAAUUUGGUUUAUGAUAAGGAUAUUGCUAAACGAAGUCAUCUUAGUUCAUGUAAAACUAAAUAUACAAAAUAUGUAUUUAGAGGUCCAUAGAUAGCAGAUGGGAAGAUAUCAAAUAAACUUUUUUUUUUUAUUAUUCAGACCCCUUUUUUUACUGGCCAAGUUUAUUGAAGAACCUAAAACUGUGGAUCCUUUUCUGGCUUGUUGUGAUUGACUUAUAUUCUAAAUAGGUCCCAGACUUAACAAAAAUCUAAUCGCAAAAAAUGGAGCAUACUUUCUUGAAAUAAGGGUGAGACCAGUUUUUGUGAUUUCCAAAGAGGGGGCACCCAGUGUGCCAAAUUCAAGGGUCAUCAGAGAGACUGUCCCUUCACUUUACUGCUGAGAUUUCUAAUGUGAGUUUUGUCUACUCCAUAGUGAUGUAAUUGGCUACUCUACUGUUGUCGGCAACUAACCCCUCUUUCACAUCUUCAAGAUUGUAUUUGUAUUUGCUACAGGAGGCCUCAAAAUGUCCACUAGACAUUAGUAAAUGACAAUAUAGAAAAAUGCAAAUGCACAUUCACCCUGGUGAAUAUGCUAUGACUUGUAGUGGUAAUGUUGAAGGGCUGGCUAGUGGCAGAGGACUUCACAUUUUUAGCCCUGGCUAGUGACAUAUGACUUCAAAUUUUAAAGGGACACUAUAGUCACCCAGACCACUUCAGCUCAAUUAAGUGGUCUGGGUGCCAGGCCCCUCAGGUUUUAACCCUUCAGAUGCAAACAUAGCAGUUUCAGAGAAACUGCUAUGUUUACAUUUGGGGUUAAUCCAGCCUCUAGUGGCUGUCUUCCGGACAGCCACUAGAGGCGCAUCUACGACGCUGGAGGCAUAUUUCACCUCCAUCACGCAGAGUGUCCAUAGGAAAGCAUUGAGAAAUGAUUUCCUAUGGACACUUUGAAUGCACGCGCGGCACUUGCCGCGCAUUCAGCUCCGCUGACGUCGGCAGGGGGAGGAGAGGUCACGAGCGCCGAGGGAGCCCGGUGCUGGAAUAAGGUAAGCUGCUGAAGGGGUUUUAACUACUUCAGCGCCACGGGAGGGGGACCCUGAGGGUGGGGGCACCCUCAGGCCCUAUAGUGUCAGGAAAACCGUUUUCCUGACACUAUAGUGAUCCUUUAAGCCUAGUUUAGGUGCAGACUCAAUUUUUAAUGUUGAAAUCGUAUGCUACAAUUGUUUAACUUGUUUUUAAAAAUUUUUACAUCGCCACUGGGUGUUCCGUGGCCAUGGGGCAGGUAUUGGUAACCUUUACUUAACUGAAUCUUGCCCUCAUGGGCAUGGCCAUCUUUAUCCGGUGGGUGCUCUUCAGAGCCAGGAGCUGAUGUCAAUGCACGCGCAAGAAUACAGCAUUGAGGUUUUUGGAGGAUCACACAAGACACAGCCAAUUUCCUGCAGAGGAGAAAUAUAGAGACAAAGUGGUCCCUAUUUCAGUGAAAUUCCAACAUAGUCAAAAUUUGUAUUUCAUAAAGAUUCAUUUUUCGGGGGGUGGAAGGGUUUGUGAUAAUGCUGCUUUAACCAUUGUAUCACUCAGCCUUGCUGAUUUUUACUUUAAAGCACCAUGGGCGCUUAAGUGAUUUGAAUGGUCAUAGUGUCUGAAGUGUAUGUGUAGUGUUUAGAUAUGAAAUUCUGAACAAAUAGAGUUUAACCCCUCUGAUGCUGGAAGUAUAAUUCUGGUGGCAUCAUUGUGGCAUAGUUAGGCAGCCCGGAACAAGAGUUCUGGACUGGCUGUCAGUUAUGUGCAAAUUUUUAUGCACAAAGGGUUAUUCACUGUACGAGAGCGAUAAGUUGAUGCUCUCAGCUAGUGCCUUGUGCUGCUCAUGUUCUGCUAUGAUAUACUAGGAGGAAUAACGUCAUCAGUGGGGGAUCUGCCUGCAGGGAAAACUUGGCCUUGCCACUAGAACAGUGAUAAUUUUUAGGUGUAUUUGCUUUUAAUGUGGGAGGGGGAGGCAAACAUGGCAUUUUAACAGGUAAUAUUGUAACUCUAAUGUGCACUUUUGCAGAACAAAUGGGUUUAGCUACAGCACCCGAUUACAAUAAACCUCAUUAUUAGUUGGGCAUUGUAGACGUGCAAAUGUAUGUAUUUUUCCUGUAUUUCACACUUGUGCAGUUUUUGAUGUGUCUCACCAGUCUAUGUCCAACUACAGUAAAGACACAAGAUUUAUAAUCUGCAAAGUACAGCUCCCAAGUACAGAAAUAUUACACAUGCUGGGAUUUGUAGGAUGUUUGUGAAGUUAUACAUUCAGAUAGGUGACCUGCCCAUUUCAGUUUUGGAAUUUUCACAGAUUGGUUUACUGAAAGUAUGUCACUCUUGGAGCAAAAUUGCCAGUUUAAAUUGCCUUUAAAAAACAAGUUUUGCGAUUGCACUCAGACCUAGCUUAGGACAGAUUAUUCACUAGUGAGGGAGUUCAACAAUAGACCACCACCACAAUUGCUGCCAGUGGCAUCCAAUCUGGAAUGGUGCAACCGAAAUUGGAUGCCAAUGCCAAAAUCAUUUCUGGUUAGUGGGAGCUGGUGCAUGCCACAAUCCAGGCAUGAGACAUUCAGCAAUAGCAUUACUAAUAAAUAUAAAAAGGAUACUCCGUGUUUGUAAAUUACUUAUAUAGUUCAAGACAGCAUAACACCCAGAUCCGGUGUCUCUCUAGUCCAGUAAAAUCACAGUCAAUAAAAGCAAAGGGGUUGGUGUAGCGCCUGGGUUGUCCCUACGAGAUAUAUGUAACGAUAAGAAGAAAAAGUAGGAACUGAUAGUGUAGUAAGUUGAUACAUUUUAGUAAGGAAUGAUAUGUAAAAUAGGUACUCACACCUUUUUUAUAGAGAUUUAGUUCAGCUCCAACUAAAGCACCUGGGUGGAAUGAUCCCCGCCUCAGGAUAUAGUGUAAAAGUGGGACAGCAGGCAAUACUUAUAGUAGUGGGUAUUCUCAAAGGAGUGAAACAGAAUAAAAUAAUAUAGUGUAGUAUUUUACCAAAGAUAAGUAGUUGUUAGGACGUACACUCACAUAUUAUUUAUUUAUAAAAUAUUUUACCAGGAAACAUACAUUGAGAUUUCUCUUGUUUUCAAGUAUGUCCUGGGUCUACAAAACAUUGCAUUGAUACAUUAGGGUACAAUAAAAUACAAAAACAAUAUUCAUUCACAAUAUAUACAAAAUUUAACAUAGAACAUAUAAGGGAGCCUCUAUUUUGGCUCCUGAAGUAUAGCAUGAAGUGGUAUGAUCCCCACUCUAGGAUAUAUAGGUGGUGCAAAUAUAGGAAAGAAAACUAAAACUGUGCACACUGUAAAAUAGGAGUGUAAGAACAAGUUUAAAAACCUAUGUACUAUAAUUUAAUGUAAUAUAUUUAAAAACUUUUUAUACUAUUAAAGGUUUAUGCAACAAUAUUUAAUUGAAGCCUAAAAUGGUAUGCCUCAAAAUUACAUUUUGAUAUCUGACAUUAAUUUUAUUCCCUUUAGGAUAUACUGUAGAUACAAUUCUGCAAAAUUAAGAAUACAACAAAAUAUGCUGAAAACUGCAAUGAAAAACAAGGUACUGUAUGAAGGAAGCAGUUUUGAUCCAACAGUACAAGAGAACAGAGGAAAGGACUCCUAAUUAUGUUUGAAUGAGAGCAUAUUAUUAACCAUGGACUUCUUAUUUACAGACAUGGACCUGGAAAAAAAAAAUGUCUGCAUAAUUCAAAGGCAAUCAACAUUAUACAGUCCUUUCUGAACAAAAUCACAUGUCCGUAUUUGUGGUUUGUGUUUUCUUGGAAUUAAAGAUAAUGUUUCCUUUUUUUAUUUUUUUUUUAUUUCCUUCAUGCAGUCACAACCCUUCAUAAUGGAGCACCUUUUUUUUUUGUAAAGUCGGGCAUGAGUCAUGGUCCAAAAUCACUUAAAUUUUUGAUCUUUGGGGUCUUGUCAGUAUGGUGAUGGUUCUAGUGUAGGAUUUUGUCUUUCUGCCGAUCUCACCCUGCUACUGAUCUUGUGUGCGUUCCAGAUGUUGCUUAGCAACAGUUUGGAAUGCUGUGUCUAUCUUCUCUGGGUGCUUCUGUCUGCUCGGCACUCCCACGUGCAAGCUGAACGCAGCUGCUGGACUCCACACACAUGAGGCUGGUGUUUUAUUAUGUAUAUAUAUAUAUAUAUGAGCUUGAAUCAUGUUGUCUGUGUUUUUACCAUCCUGAUGAAAGCCCAAAUAUGGGGCUGAAACUUUGAUUUGAUUUAUUUUGAACAUUAAAAGUUAAGUUUUAGUGAUAUUUACAAGUCCCUGAGUGCGGUUAUUCUCUGUUUAUUUAUUUAUUUAUAUAUAUAUAUAUAUAUAUAUAUAUAUAUUAUAUAUAUAUAUAUAUAUAUAUAUAUAUAUAAAUAAAGAAAAAAAGCACUGUACCUUGCACUCAAACUCCAUGUAUCCAAACCGGGUGCAC
Molecule: messenger RNA, 11181 nt
Organism: Pelobates cultripes (western spadefoot toad)
Lineage: Eukaryota; Metazoa; Chordata; Amphibia; Anura; Pelobatidae
Source: the annotation of a GenBank genome assembly